CACGAGGAGACGGGAAGCUCAGGAGAUGAGGGGAGGGGGGCGGUGGACAGACUGGCGGACGCGCGCACCGAGCCACCGAAGAACGGCAGAGGAAAAACCGAACGUUAACGCAGCGACGGCGUGAUGGACUCAGGCGGCUUGUGAGUAACGGCACAAAAAAUACACCGACGCACUCCGAGCCUUCCGGAGCCGAGAACCAGCCUCGAUUUGACGGGUACUAGCGAGCUCCAACCCGCGGGGGAUUAUCAUCCUUCGAGGCGAGGGAGGGAGCCCGGGCUGGGGCUGGAGACUGGAGCGCCAAUCCCGGAUGGCUAGGCGCGGUUGCUCUCGCUCUCCCCCACCCUGACCCGGGCGAGGCACACGGUGGACGACGAGAGGGGUUGGGGGAAAACGUCGGUUGAUACCAAGCGGAGGCCAUUAGUCGUCGUUCCCGCUCACCGCCUGUUCAGAUCCCGGCCUGUUUCCGCUUGUGUGCACCAUAAACAAACAAACAAGGACAGAGUGGGACAUCUUCAUCCUUCAUCGUCAUCACCAGACUUGUGACAUGGCUGAAGGUUCAAGCGUCGUUAUGGCAUGUAGCAGGACCGUGUAGUGACACACACACACACUCACACACACACACACACACACACACACACACACACACACACACACACACACACACACACACACACACUCACUCACUGGAAGGAAACCCACACAGUUGGACUAUCCAAAAACACCUACUAGCAGUAGGCAACCAUGCCAGUGUUCAGUGGCCUCCUGAAGGUGCGUGUGUGCGAGGCGGUGGACCUGAAGCCCACCCCCUGGGCCCUGCGUCACGCCGUGGGAAAGAGCGGCUCCUUCCUGCUGGACCCCUACCUGGCCCUCAACCUGGACCAGACCCGGCUGGGCCAGACGGCCACCCGCACCAAGACCAACAGCCCCGCCUGGCACCAGGAGUUCUGCACCGAGGUCCGUGAGGGACGCAGCCUGGAGCUGUCCGUCUUCCACGACGCACCCAUUGGCUACGACGACUUUGUUGCCAACUGCACCAUCCAGCUGGAGGACCUGCUGCAGAACGGGACCAGGCACUAUGAGGACUGGAUCGACUUAGAACCAGAAGGCAAGGUGUACGUCGUCAUUGAUUUGUCCGGAUCUUCGACUGAAGCCUCGGGAGCCAACGACAAUGAGGAGCGCGUCUUCCGGGAGCGGAUCGGCCCCCGGCGGCGCCAGGGUGCAGUGCGGAGGCGCGUCCAUCAAGUCAAUGGACACAAGUUCAUGGCCACCUACCUGAGACAGCCUACCUACUGCUCACACUGCAGAGACUUCAUAUGGGGCGUCCUGGGGAAGCAAGGCUACCAGUGUCAGGUGUGCACUUGCGUUGUCCACAAGCGCUGCCAUGAGCUCAUCAUUACCAAGUGUGCCGGGAUGAAGAAGCAGGAGGACAUGCCGGAAGAGGUGGGCUCGCAGCGGUUCAGUGUGAAUAUGCCCCACAAGUUCAGCAUCCACAACUACAAGGUGCCCACCUUCUGCGACCACUGUGGAUCCCUGCUAUGGGGUCUCAUGAGGCAGGGCCUGCAGUGCAAAGUGUGUAAGAUGAAUGUGCACAGGCGGUGCGAGAGCAACGUGGCUCCAAACUGUGGCGUGGAUGCCCGAGGCAUCGCUAAGGUCCUAUCGGACCUGGGGGUCACGCCCGGCAAGAUCUCCAACACGGCGCAACGUCGAAGGAAGUUGACCCCAGGGCAGGACCCUCCCCAGUCUCCCCCUGAGUUGUCGCAGUCGGAGAACAGCUUCAGCCAGCCGGCUGUCCCCGCCUCGCCCUCCCAGCAUGACUUGGCCGAGUUGGAUCGCCUGCAGGACGCACUGUCACUGGACCAGCAGGGACCACAGCACUCCUCUUCCUCCUCCUCCUCCUCCUCCUCCACAAACUCCUCCUCGUCCUCGUCCACCGUCUCCUCCUCGGGGGUCCGGGAGAACGGGCAGAGCCAGAGGAGAACCCUCAAAGACUUCAACUUGAUCAAGGUUCUCGGCAAAGGCAGCUUCGGCAAGGUGAUGCUGGCCGAGCUGAAGGGGACGGAGGAGGUUUAUGCCGUCAAGGUUCUGAAGAAGGACGUGAUCCUGCAGGACGACGAUGUGGACUGCACCAUGACGGAGAAGCGCAUCCUGGCUCUGGCCCGCCGACACCCCUACCUCACCCAGCUCUACUGCUGCUUCCAGACACGAGAUCGCUUGUUCUUUGUCAUGGAGUACGUGAACGGGGGAGACCUGAUGUUCCAAAUUCAGCGCUCCCGCAAGUUUGACGAGCCUCGCUCUCGAUUUUACGCCGCUGAGGUGACCUCAGCGCUCAUGUUCCUGCACCGCAAUGGAGUCAUCUACAGGGAUCUGAAGUUGGACAACAUCCUGCUGGACGCGGAGGGUCAUUGCAAGCUGGCCGACUUUGGAAUGUGCAAGGAGGGCAUCAUGAACGGCGUGACCACCACCACCUUCUGCGGCACGCCUGACUACAUCGCCCCCGAGAUCCUGCAGGAACUGGAGUACGGUGCCUCGGUGGACUGGUGGGCCCUGGGGGUUCUGAUGUACGAGAUGAUGGCCGGGCAGCCCCCCUUCGAGGCCGACAACGAGGACGACCUGUUUGAGUCCAUCCUCCACGACGAUGUCCUCUACCCCGUGUGGCUCAGCAAGGAGGCCGUGUCCAUUCUCAGAGCAUUUAUGACCAAGAACCCGGCCAAGCGUCUGGGCUGCGUGGUGAGCCAAGGCUGCGAGGACGCCAUCAAGACGCACGCCUUCUUCCGAGAGAUCGACUGGGUGCUGCUGGAGCAAAGGAAAGUCCGACCCCCGUUCAAGCCCAGAAUUAAGACCAAGCGAGAUGUGAAUAACUUUGACCAGGACUUCACCAAGGAGGACCCCGUGCUGACGCCCACCGACGAGACCAUCAUCCGGCAGAUCAACCAGGAGGAGUUCAAAGACUUCUCCUACUGCGCCCCCGAGGAGACGCAGACCUAACACACACGCACACGUGCACGCACACACACACACACACCCGAGUACAAUCCUCACAUUUCAGAAACCCUUUGAUCACAUCUAGACGGCACCCAGCCAUUAUUGUCUAAAUAGUGACUACAUGUCCACGUUCUGUCCCGGGUGUGAAUAUUUAACGUCGUGUAGCAGUAUCCUGAUCCACUUGGACAUGGAAUAGAAUACAGCUGAGCUGGUCGAUACUGGAAUUCUCCUCCACUCCUUCAUGAUGGUGGAUGUUAGCCACCUGGCUCUCCUCCUUAGGUUCCUCCAUCAUUUUGGAGGUGUGUUUGGCCUCAUCAUUCUUCUUUUCCACUCAGUCAACUGCAGCUCCUCCGGUGUCGGAAGCACUCGUGCAGCCCUGCACCAGAACUCCACCGCCACCCUCUGCUUGCCUGUGGAUAAUUGUCUUGGCACUCGCUUGAUAAUAAUGGCUGCGUGUUGACUCGUCAGUGGAUGGUGUAUUUAUACUGCUUUCCAAGCUAGACACUGACUACUCUAAAGUAUAUGCAUUUUUAUAGUGUUGUCCCUUGACAAGAUAUGCUUGCUGAAAUGUGAGGGCUGUGCGCACUUUUUUGUGUUGUACAUGCAGACGACACACAUGCGUCAAAAUCCCUUUACCGCACACACACACACACACACACUUUGACUUUAAAAGCUAUUCGGUCGUUACUUUCAGAAUUUUUACACGUGUCAUGGUUGUCGUCGUACUUGUCGCCUGGGUUAAUUAUGACUAUGAAUAUGCACACCUGCACAUGCUUUAACACACACACACACACACACACACACACACACACACACUCCCAUCCAGCACCAUGCGGACUGAAGGUGCUGCCGCCUGUACAUAGCAGCCUGUGUGGAGUGGCUGUAUUGUGUUGUUGUUGUCUGCUAGCUCGCUAACAAGAAAGCAUGGACACCCCCCACACCCCCCCCGUUUUAAUUGCCCUCAUUGUGGACCAGUUAGGGCCUAAAUAUACCCCUCUGUGCAAUACCCCCAUCCAU
Doryrhamphus excisus (bluestripe pipefish) is the source of this 3999-nucleotide messenger RNA. It is a transcript of the gene prkcea, whose product is annotated as protein kinase C, epsilon a. Gene Ontology annotation, molecular function: diacylglycerol-dependent serine/threonine kinase activity; ATP binding. Gene Ontology annotation, biological process: protein phosphorylation. The record is from RefSeq and is a predicted model, not a curated record. Lineage: Eukaryota; Metazoa; Chordata; Actinopteri; Syngnathiformes; Syngnathidae.